AUGGAGCCGCGAGUGGGGAACAAGUAUAGACUGGGUCGGAAGCUAGGCAGCGGAUCCUUUGGAGAGAUCUAUCUUGGGACGAAUAUUCAGACUAAUGAGGAGGUGGCGAUUAAGCUAGAAAAUGUGAAGACAAAACAUCCUCAGUUGCUCUAUGAGUCGAAGUUGUACCGAAUUUUACAAGGCGGAACUGGUAUACCAAAUGUUCGAUGGUUUGGUGUCGAAGGUGACUAUAAUGUUCUAGUUAUGGACUUGCUUGGACCAAGUCUCGAAGAUCUAUUCAAUUUCUGCAGUAGGAAACUUUCUCUGAAGACAGUUCUGAUGCUUGCCGAUCAAAUGAUCAAUCGUGUUGAAUUCGUCCAUUCAAAAUCAUUUCUACAUAGAGAUAUUAAGCCUGAUAAUUUCCUCAUGGGUUUGGGUCGGCGUGCUAAUCAGAUUGAUGAUAGUAAUGGAAAGGACAUUUUCAGUUUUGAUGGAGGAGAUAUCAGGGCCAUAGAUUCGGAGAACAAAAACCUGACAGGGACAGCGCGAUAUGCCAGUAUGAAUACUCACCUGGGCAUAGAACAAAGCAGGAGGGAUGAUUUAGAAUCUCUUGGGUUUGUCUUGAUGUACUUUUUAAAAGGAAGCCUACCAUGGCAGGGACUAAAAGCAGGGACCAAAAAACAGAAAUAUGAGAAGAUAAGUGAGAAAAAGGUGUCAACUUCUAUUGAGGCACUGUGCCGAGGUUAUCCCACUGAAUUUGCUUCGUAUUUCCAUUAUUGUCGUUCGCUGCGUUUUGAAGACAAACCAGAUUAUGCUUAUCUUAAGAGGAUAUUCCGUGAUCUCUUCAUCCGUGAAGGUUUCCAAUUUGACUAUGUAUUUGACUGGACUAUUUUGAAGUACCAGCAGUCUCAGAUGGCCACUCCUCCUUCACGCACUCUUGGCCCAAAUGCUGGUACAAGCUCAGGACUCCCCCCUGCAAUUCCCAGUGGUGAGCGACCGCCAGGUGAAGAAGAGGGGAGACAGGUAGGCACAUCUUCAGCAGAUCCUUCUAGAAGAAGAGGUUCAGGACAACUUAUUAAUGCUGGGAGCUUAUCCAGACAAAAAAGUCCAGCUGCAAAUGAUUCAGCUAGCAAGGAUGCUAUGCUUUCCAGUUCCAGUUUCUUUGGAAGGUCCAGUGGAUCACUAAGGCGGCCUGCAGUUUCUGGAAGUCGAGAAACUUUCACUUUGGGCAAUGAUUCUGAUCCAACUCGUUCACGCACCCCUGAGGCCAGCCCAGCUACUACAAACAAAAUCUCAACCGGCCAAAGAACCUCACCUCUCGGUGGUUCAUCCGACCCAAAGCACACUUCUUUGGGUAGGAACAACGCUGGCAUAAAAAAUUAUGACUCGGCCAUAAAGGGUAUUGAGAGUUUGCGUUUUGAUGACGAAGAAAGGUUUCACUGA
Striga hermonthica is the source of this 1422-nucleotide messenger RNA. Lineage: Eukaryota; Viridiplantae; Streptophyta; Magnoliopsida; Lamiales; Orobanchaceae. The record is from the annotation of a GenBank genome assembly.